Molecule: messenger RNA, 1452 nt
Organism: Alternaria alternata
Lineage: Eukaryota; Fungi; Ascomycota; Dothideomycetes; Pleosporales; Pleosporaceae
Exons: 2
Coding region: 1-1452 (483 amino acids)
Source: RefSeq, a predicted model, not a curated record
AUGCGCAGUGCAUGUGUUCAUGAAGAUGAAUCCUCCGCCGUUGUCGAGAACGUCGUCCAAACAUCUUACGGUUGCACCGCCGUCUUUUGGACAUCUUCCUUUCCUACAGUAACAACUCUCCACGUUGGUAGCGCAGUGGCAUCAGCAGCCGGGCCACCUAUAUUCAAGCCACAACCGAAAGCAAAACCACGCAACGAGCAUUAUGGAUACGGUCUUGGUCCAAGAGCGCCUCCAAGGUACCUCCUCUUUCCAGCGCGCGCGAACAUUACAGCCGUUGAGCUCCUAGCAUAUCUCCCGAACAGCGUGCACUGCGGCGAUGUCGUAUACCGCCUGAUUACGAACGGCGCAUCUCCACAUCUGCUGUGCUCAAUAGUAAACACACACCGAGAUCUGUUGGUGGAGUGGAAUCAGAAUACCUGUCGUCAAGCCAUCUAUGAAGCCAUGCACAGAGCAGGAUAUAAGAACUGGCGGUUCAAGGCACACGAGACUUUCCAUGAAGGGAGAAAGUCGACCUGGGACGAGAGCAAUCUGGAUGUCACAGGGGAUCUAGCAUCCGGACCAGGCAGUGCGAAGAAGACACCUGCGAGUGACAUACCAUUCAAGAACCUAGCCAUGGACGUGCGACGUGAACCUCAAGGUUAUGACGCGCUGGAUUUGACACGAAUGGUCGAAUAUUGCGUGAAAAAUCCACACGAACCAUGGUUUUACCCUCGCGACUACGAUGCGGUGUUGCGGCUUGUGGGCGGCGCAGCUCCCAUUCGACACGAACAUAGCGAUCGCCAGGCCUUCAGGCGAUGGACCGAGGUGAGCCCUCCACCACCACUGAGCGCGUCGACAAAUUCCCUGCUUGUAAUAGACGGAAGAAACAAAAAAGGCAGAAGUGGGAACUCGGGUAGCAUCGUAGGAGAUAUAUUAGCAUUGAAUAAACGGAAGGGAACAGACACGCUGUUAACAGCAACUCCAUCAAUGUGCGAGACAGUAGCACCAAAGACACAGCAAGAGAGCAAGAAAACUAAAGGCAGGCUAAAGAGAACAGUAAGGAUUGAAGAAGAGCAAGAUCAAUACCUUCUGGCGACAGCAUAUGUCGCACCUCCAGGAAACGCGAUCAUGCUCUGGGAAGUAGCAACUGAAUCAGGCGACGAAGCAGUUGACUUAGCGUUCGCACGCGGAGGUCAAGUGGGUGAGAGUGGUCCGCAUAGCGCUUAUGCUUUUGGUGGCCCUCGUCGUUCCCCACCAUAUCAACAGCUCUAUCGCAUCGAUCUUCCAGAUCCAGCAGACGUAAGCUCAUGGGCAGAGAAUCUGCGGUGGGCGUUUGCGCAAAACACGCUCUUCCGCUACCCAUGCCGCCCUGAUGCCUGGAACGAAAGUCCGGAACACAUGGAGUGCAUCGUGCAGAUUCGGGGAGAUCGGGGCUGGAAGUCGGAUGAGUUCCUCGCUAAGGAAGAGAAGUAG